AUGAAACCAAUGACUGCUGAUCGGUUUGUUGCCAAACAUCUAAAAUCAAUCGAAGGCAGCUCAAUUUUAUUUCGAAGGAGCCAGCUAAGAAAUAAUCACAUAGAAAUGAAUAAGAAAUCUGUUAUGAAGGUGGAUGUUGAAUCAGACUAUAUAAUUUCAAAUUCAGAGACGAUAGAGCCAUCUUCAACAAAAACGAAUACACUAAUUCCUGUGUCGGAGGAAAUAAGUAUUGAAUCAAUCCAAAAGGAAAAAUCAAUACUAAAUGUUAGCUUUGAUUCGUUGGACAUCAAAAGAUUAGGGUCCAUUUCACCAAAUGAAUCGUACAUGCAUUUAGAAGGAAUUGAACCACUGACUAAAUUAAAUUCCAGCGAUGAUUCAACUUCUGAAAAAUCACUUGAUGAAUUUGAAAAUUUGGGUGGCUUAGGAAAGCCUAAUAUUCCAGUUUUUCCCAAAGGCUGUGAAAAUAAAUAUAAAAGAAAAAGGAAUACAACGUACAUGGAAAAAACUCCUGAAAUCGACAGAAUAUUGCAAAAAAAAAACACCCGGUCGAACUUGAACACCUUGCUUAUCAAUGGAAAUAUAGCAACACCAUUGCACGUAGCCAAACAAAGAUAUAUUUUUAUGAACACGUGCCCGUUUGAUGCAUUAGCAGUAAUAAUAAAUAUGGCAUAA
Macrosiphum euphorbiae (potato aphid) is the source of this 672-nucleotide messenger RNA. Lineage: Eukaryota; Metazoa; Arthropoda; Insecta; Hemiptera; Aphididae. The record is from the annotation of a GenBank genome assembly.